Molecule: messenger RNA, 627 nt
Organism: Rubroshorea leprosula
Lineage: Eukaryota; Viridiplantae; Streptophyta; Magnoliopsida; Malvales; Dipterocarpaceae
Source: the annotation of a GenBank genome assembly
AUUCAAACAAGGUAAUGGAAUUAGGACAAGUACUGCUCCAACUGCUAUCAGAAUCUCUUGGUCUUGACCCUAAUUAUUUGAGAGACAUUGGCUGUGCAAAGGGUCUUUGUAUGGUUGGCCAAUACUACCCAGCAUGCCCUGAACCAGACCUCACAUUGGGCAUAAGUAGCCAUACUGAUAGUGGCUUCCUGACUGUGCUUUUACAAGAUCAACUUGGUGGAUUACAGCUGAUUACCAAUGAUAGGUUUAUAAGCGUUCAUCACAGAGUUCUUGCAAAAGCUGUAGGUCCAAGAAUUUCAAUGGCAUGUUUCUUCAGAAGACGACUCCCAACAGAAAGUCCCCUGUCUAUGGACCAAUUAAGGAGCUGUUAUCAAAGGAAAAUCCUCCAAUUUAUCGUGAAACAACUUUAAAAGACUUCGUGUUACACUACUACUCUAAAGGGCUCAACGGUGUUUCUGCACUUGAACAUUUCAAACUCUGAAUUACAUGCAUCCGGAUGCAAUGUUAUGUUUUACCUUCAGUUAGGCUAGUAAUUUGAAGCACUAUUUUGUUAUGUAAUUUAAAUAUGUGAACUUAAUGUGAAGGGAUAUUGAUAAGUUUGGAAUUUCAUAAAUAUUAAUGUGAAAU